GCUGAUGCAGACACGAUUGCGAAAGUGAUAAGUACAAAUACGGAAUCGGAUCCAAUAACUCCCGAAGUAGCGGCCGCAUUUUGCAGCUUCUUCGAUAGUAUCGAUCGCAUUGCGGCUCCCGACUACAAGCCCAGUGAACAGGAUAUAUUGUUGACGAGGAUAAAGACAACUGGUAUCGUAGAAGUUAAUUUUGUUAUCAAAAAUGUUCGAUUCAGAAAUAAAAUUUACAAGAAGCACUUUAGUUUCUUGGAGAAAGAGAAACAUUGCAGAAUAUUUGAUGUUGGAGGACAGCGGUCAGAACGUAAAAAGUGGAUUCACUGUUUUGAAGAUGUGAAUGCUGUUAUUUAUAUUGUCGCUAUUAGUGAGUACGACGAAGUUCUUUUCGAAGAUAAUACUACUAAUCGAAUCUUAGAAAGUAUGCGUUUAUUUGAAUCCAUAUGUAAUAGCAGAUGGUUUAUCAGUACCUCAAUUAUUUUAUUUUUAAAUAAAAAGGAUUUGUUCGCUGAAAAAAUCAAAACGAAGUCAAUAAGGACUGCCUUCCCUCAGUACAACGGUUCGUUUUUUUAUGCCAUUUCUACCUUCAGUAGUGAAUUUUCUCUAUUACAUUUCAACAAGCAUCUCAUUGUUUAG
Gongylonema pulchrum is the source of this 630-nucleotide messenger RNA. Lineage: Eukaryota; Metazoa; Nematoda; Chromadorea; Rhabditida; Gongylonematidae. The record is from the annotation of a GenBank genome assembly.